AUGUCUAUUCCUAUGCAACGUCUGGGCGGUCGCGCCUUUGCCCAUGAUGACGAUAAUAUUGAGCAAGAGUACGACCGAUUGAGAGACCUGGCGCGAGCCGAGGCAGAGAAGCGUAACGACUGCUUUGCUCGCUCACGUCAAGCCUAUGAAGAUGGAGAUGGAGCUGGCGCAAAGGAGCUCUCCAACCAGGGCAAGGCCCACGCCGCGCGCAUGGACGACUACAACCAACAAGCCUCCGAAUUCAUCUUCCGGGAGAACAAUGCCUCUGGACGCGUAGAGGCCGACUCUAUCGAUCUCCACGGCCUCUACGUCGAGGAGGCUGAGAGAAUACUCGAAGAGCGCAUUCGUUCUGACCAGGCCAAUGGCCAGACACAUCUGUACGCCAUCGUCGGCAAGGGACACCACUCUGCCGGUGGUGUCCGGAAGCUCAAGCCCAAGGUCGAAGAGCUGUGCCAGGAGCUCGGGCUGCGGUACCAGACAGACGAGGACAACACCGGAAGGAUAAUCAUCAACCUCCAGGGAGGAGAGCCUGCUCCACCCUCGCACUCUGGAGGUCAUGGCGGUUACCCUGGUGGACAGCAGCACCACGGUGGACAACAGCAUCACCAGCCAGAGGAGCAGAACGACGAUCUUGUUACAGUCAUUUUCAAGAAGCUGGAGAAGAUGUGCUGUACCGUCAUGUAA
This is a messenger RNA of Fusarium venenatum, 684 nucleotides long. RefSeq lists its product as uncharacterized. The record is from RefSeq and is a predicted model, not a curated record. Lineage: Eukaryota; Fungi; Ascomycota; Sordariomycetes; Hypocreales; Nectriaceae.